Molecule: messenger RNA, 1636 nt
Organism: Corvus hawaiiensis (hawaiian crow)
Lineage: Eukaryota; Metazoa; Chordata; Aves; Passeriformes; Corvidae
Product: homeobox protein otx5-like
Exons: 4
Coding region: 158-928 (256 amino acids)
Biological process (GO): regulation of transcription by RNA polymerase II
Cellular component (GO): nucleus
Molecular function (GO): DNA-binding transcription factor activity, RNA polymerase II-specific; RNA polymerase II cis-regulatory region sequence-specific DNA binding
Source: RefSeq, a predicted model, not a curated record
GGAUUAGCCGGCCCGGGCCAAUGUCACCCCUUGUCCCCCGGAUUAGGGGGUGACAUCACGCGGCUCCUACUUAAGGCUCCCCCCGCCGCGGGGGUGCCUCCCCUGCCACCGCCGCUGUCCCCGCUGUCACCGUGUCACCGCCGCAGCCCCCCCGGCCAUGAUGUCGUACCUGAAGCAGCCGCACUACGGCGUGAACGGGCUGAGCCUGGACCUGCUGCCCCCCCCCGUGGGGUACCCGGGGACCCCCCGGAAGCAGCGGCGGGAGCGCACCACGUUCACGCGGGCGCAGCUGGACGUGCUGGAGGCGCUUUUCGCCAAGACGCGGUACCCCGACAUCUUCAUGCGCGAGGAGGUGGCGCUCAAAAUCAACCUGCCCGAGUCCCGCGUGCAGGUGUGGUUCAAGAACCGCCGCGCCAAGUGCCGCCAGCAGCAGGCUCAGGGCUCGGGCCCCCCCAAACCGCGCCCCCCCCCUAAAAAGAAGAGCUCCCCCCCUCGGGAUCCCCCCCCGGAGCCCCCCCCGGGCCCCUUCACGCCGCCGCCCGCUCCCCCCGGCCCCCCCAGCGCCGCCCCCGUGUCCAUCUGGAGCCCCGCGGCGCUGUCGCCGCUGCCGGACCCCUCGGGAGCGCCGGGGUUCCGCGGCUUCCCGGGCUCCGGGGGCUUCGGGCAGGGCUACCCUGGCUACUUCGGGGGGCUCGACUCGUACCUGUCCCCGCUGCCUCCCCAGGUGGGCGGGCUGAGCCCCCUGGGCCCCCCCGGGCUGGGCUUGGCCGCGUCGCCCGCGGGCUACGGGGGGACCCCCGGGAUGGGCUUCGGGGCCGUGGAUUGCCUGGAGUUCAAGGACCAGGGCAGCGCCUGGAAGGUGAAUUUCGGGGGCGCGGAUUGCCUGGAGUACAAGGAUCAGAGCACCUGGAAAUUCCAGGUGUUGUAGGGGGGGUGGGGAUGGCGGGGGCGCGUCCCGGGGGGUGACGGGGGGGGCGGAUCCCGGGGGUCCCGGCCGGGAGAAUCCUCGUGGCGUGGAGAAUUCCCGGGGCACGGAGGAGCGGCCCCGGGUCACGGACAAUUCCCGGGGCGUGGAACGCGCUCCUGGCGUGGAGAAUUCCCGCGCGGAGCGCCCCCGGACCACGGGGAAUUAACUUCUGGAUCGCGGACAAUUCCCGGGGCACGGACAAUCCCCGGAGCGUGGGCGAUUCCCGGGCCGCGGAUAAUUCCCGGGGGACGCAGACGACCCCCCAGACCCCCGAGAAUCCCUGGAUCGUGGGCAAUGCCCGCGGCACGGAGCAUUCCCGCAUAGAAAAUCCUCCCGGCCGGGGCCGUUCCCGGGGCACGGAAAAUUCCCGGGGCACCGAAUAUUCCCGGAGCACGGAACGACCCCAGGACACGGGAUAUCCCGGCGGGACGGAGCAUUCCCGAGCCUCGGGGGAUCCCUGGACUGUGGGGGAUCCCAGGACCACGAGGGGAUCCCCGGAUUUAUGGGGGAUCCCAGGACCACGGACUAUUCCCGAGCCUCGCAGGAUCCCUGGAUCACGGGGGAUCCCUGGCCCCGCCCCGAUGGGUCUCCCCGGCCCGCCCCCCACCAAACUCCCGGAAGGAAAAAAGCUGGAAAAGAGGGAAUAUCAAUAAAAAAAGUGCGAAAAUG